This is a messenger RNA of Coregonus sp. 'balchen', 28654 nucleotides long. The record is from the annotation of a GenBank genome assembly. Lineage: Eukaryota; Metazoa; Chordata; Actinopteri; Salmoniformes; Salmonidae.
CUGUCCCCAGAGCCUAAUGUGUUUGUGAAGGCCCUACGAAAGCUUCCCACCCUCCAUGAUGAGCAGUAUGCCCUGCAGACCCGUAUGUACGACCACUACAGCACGAGUGGCCUACAGGAGAACACCCUGGUCCUGCCGUAAGUCACCCAUACACCCCACCUCUCCAGGGCUCCUCUGCAGCCUUCUAGCCCUAUUUCUGUUUAUUCUCUUUCUUUUUACUUUGCCUUUGCUGUUAUUAAUAUGUAGGCUGGAGUUAAAUGUUGGGAUGUUUUACUUUAUUGUACAAUCUUCGUACAGUGUAUAAUCAUUUAAACUGUGAAAAGCGUACUGUUUGACCUCCAUGUAACACCUCAUCACUGUAGAUUUAGACUAAUGUAGCCUUGUGCUAUUUGACUGAAAAACUUCAGAUAGCGAGCUUGGAGUUUAAAACAGGUAAUAAAAGACUAACAGACUAGGCUAAUAGUAGUUAUAUCUGGUCGUAUAGAAAUAUAUGAAAGGAACCUCUACCUACCGCUACUACCGAUACAUUCAUUUUCACGCCUUUACCAUUUCUUUACACAGGAGUCUAUGUGGUCGUUGUGGUCCUCUGUAGCUCAGCUGGUAGAGCACGGCGCUUGUAACGCCAGGGUAGUGGGUUCGAUCCCCGGGACCACCCAUACACAAAAAAAAUGUAUGCACGCAUGACUGUAAGUCGCUUUGGAUAAAAGCGUCUGCUAAAUGGCUUAUUAUUAUUGUACUAACUAGAUUAGAAUAGCUGCUUAAUUUGACUGUCACAUUCAAAGACAAGACAGAAGCUCUGCUUCCUGUUUUAUAACCAUUGCCAGAUUUUAUUUCAAGGCUUUUUCAAUCUACAAGGCAAACAAGGCUUUUUCAAAGGUUCCUUGAAAAAAGAAGUUGUAGUGCACACCGUAUCACGUCAGGAUAAAGGUUGAGAUCCUCCCCAAAAUCAGUUCAGUAUGACUCCUCCAUAGCAGUAGGCCUACGGCUGUAAACUUCUUAGCUGGGGAUAUCACACACAUUUCUAUUCCCUGCAUGACUGGGAACAUGUCACUCUCUGUAUUGUUUUGACAGGAUGCCGACACACCACGCUGAUGAACUAUAAAAGGCUCCUGUAGUACUGGUAGCAUACUGUAUGCCUGCGCUACACUAUGCUGUGUGUCUGAGAGUGGUUUGAUUCCUCUGUAUCCGUCCCACCUGGUGUCAAAACGUGCCUGGCAGGAACAGUUUGCUGCUCAGUCGUGUCUGUGUUUGAAUCUAUCAGGGAGUGAUCCUAGGAGCACACACCUGCAGGGAGUUGUGCAGCAGCAUAUCUGUAGUGGUUUUCACGGGUGCCUGACCGUAUGCCCUUGUUCCAUCUCUUCAGAAACUUCGCUUGGCUCCCGCUGGAGAGAGAGGUAAUCUCAUUGGUGCAUGUCUAGCUAAAAACAGUGCAGCACAGUCGAGUUCUCACAAUUUCUGUAAUACUCUAAGCAUCCCCAGGAGCUUUUCUGCUGUCAGGGAGUGAAUAGGCCUGUGAGGGGUUGCUGGUGUCACGCUGGCAGGGAGCGAGGCUAAUCUGUGUUAAGCGUGUUUCAUCCUUGUAGUCUGGGUCUGUGUGUUCAGGAGCAGCGAGAGGGCCCUCUGCUGAAUGGGGUCCUGGCAGGUCGGGUCCAAGGGCUACCUGCUAUCGCCCCUCCAGAUGGAGGCUGAGCCCAGACCAAGGAACCUUGGGUCAAAUCCCUCCCAGCAGCGGUGUCGGGGGCAUUGGGGCGCCCCUGCCUGCCUGCAUGCUAAUCCAUACAGACACACAGGCAGGGCUCAGCCCCUCAACCUCAAACCCACUCAGAGCAGCACUGGACCACAGAUAAAGGCUGGCGGGGGCAGGGUGGGGCUGGGUUAUAGGGGACUAUACUAGGACUACACAAGCACAGUAUUUUUCAAACUAGUAUGAGCGAGACUGUUUGUGUGUGCUUGCGUGUGCAUAUGUGUGGAGGGGGGCUGCUGGCACUGUGCUUGCUUGGAUCAUGAUAGUGUUUGUUUGGAGAACGUAUGUCACCUCCCUAGCCCUCCAUUCCUCACCCCCUCACAGGGGAUUCAUAGGACAUCACCUUCCGUCCCCCGAACUAAUUCUAUCAGUCUCAUUAAGUUCAGCAGUUUAUUCAAACAUCCUCUUUCCUCCUUGCUUCUGUAAGGUUCAUUUUCAUUAUUACCAUCAUUAUAUUCCUUUGUGUGGCGGCAAGUUAAUGUUGAUUAACACAAACUAACUGUCACUAAACAUUGCUAAUAAAUGUCCCUAAUGCCUGAAUUAUUUUGUUUGCACUUUGCAGUGAGCGUGUGCAGUGGACUUGAAAUAACAUUGGCAAAGCUGAUAUCAUUAUAUCCUAACAUUGCUUGAAUUUUGAAGUCUGUGCAGUAGGAAAUUGGUUUAUUGAUUUAUUGAAAAGCUGUGAGUGAAAAGCAGUAGUGAAAUUCUCUGUGGGAAGCCUUUACCCCAACCUCCCGUUUGCCCCUAACCCCUCCCACCACUCUGCUCCUCAUCAGCAGGCUAGGCCAGGGGGCAGCAUCCUAUCCUCGGUAUGCUAAUACCUGUUUCCCUGCCACACCGUCGGCUACACCAGGAGAUAAAUGAAUAAUUUGUGAUUUUAAUAUUGUUUCCAACGGCACUAUCGCUUUAAGAUUAUCAACAACAUAUGUUUGAGGAUUGUGUGUGGAGCCAGGGCUAAUUAGGGUGGUGUCUUUAGGCCUCUGGUUAGGUGCUGAGGGGUGAGCUUGCUAUUCCCCCUGCUGUUCUAUUGAACCCCCAACAAGGGGAUGAUAUGCACCCCCAUCCGUGUUUCUAGUUGUCCUAUGGUAAUGUGGGGGGUAGCCGUGUCCCAUCCCAUGUCUUAAAAAGGGAGAUUAAGAGGAACAUCUUUUCACAGCUGCUUAGCAGGGGCACACUCUUAUUAGGGUGCUAGGUCAUUAAUAUGUAUAGCAGGCCAGGAGCAACUGACCCUGUAAUUAGAACAUGGGGUCUCGCUAAGACAUGAACCCACCCCUUUUUUAUAGCGACGCAGAGAUCUAACUAGUCACCCCCCUUCCACACCUCUAACAACCACCCCUCAGAACAUCCUCAAAUGAGUAACUCCCCAUACAGUGUCAUACUGAGCAGAAGAAACGGCAAAAAUUCCCAGGGCGUCUCCCCCUUCCCCUCUAAAAUGAGCUAAUCCAUGCCCCCUCCAUCACACGUCCAUAAUUCACACCUCGCGCUUUGGAACUGGUUUGGGCACCCUGCUGCUGAAAUAGAAGGCCUGACCAAAUAGACUUUGUCUGGCUUCAUAAUGUAGGCUUGUCUCACUCUUUUCCUUUCUUUAUCUUCAGCCUUUUUCCUCUCUCAGGUAAACAGAACCAAGUCUCACUGCGUUUGUAGAGUAAACAAAACAUCCAAGACAAAGACCCCCUAAAGUGAUUUCCUUUUUUUUAAAAAUGUGAUCGCCUCAUUUGUUAACAUUUAUUGUUUAUGUGUCUCUGUGUAAACUUUCUGCUCUGUUUUAGAUACACUGCGUUUCUUUGGGUGUUUUUUCUGUGAUUUGUUUAUUAUUGGAUGAUUGUGACUCAUAGUAAACAUGUGUCUUUUCCCAGGCUGUCAAAACUGAAUAAGAGGAUAGUGUACACUGUUUUAGAGUACAGCCCUUUGCUGGACUCUUGCAAUAUAACCGCAGAUGACUGGGGUACAAUUGGGAAGGACAUUGAGGUACUUGGUGUUGUCAUUUUCUAUCUCUCACUAACCAUAACCCUGACUUUAUGAUAAAACAUAAUGUAUUACAAUAACACAACAGCCUCAAAUAAUUCACUGAAGUAAAAAUCAGUUAUCACUUUCUUUUUUAUGUAACCAUACUGUUUGUGGUACUGUACUGGUGCUUUUGUAAUAAAUACAGUAGUAAUUUCAAAAAGCCUGUGGCAAGAUGUAGGCUACACAUUUUGACCUUGGAACUUUGAUUAAAGUCUGAUCCUGUUCUCUUUAUUGUCUCUUGGUUCCAGAAACACUAUGAGAAUUAUGCCGGUUUUGUCAUCCUCCAUGGCACUGACACCAUGGCCUACACUGCAUCUGCUCUGUCCUUCAUGUGUGAGCACCUGGGGAAGCCUGUCAUCCUCACAGGCUCACAGGUACACCUGCCAUCCUUAUGGUUGAACUGCUUCAUAAAGAUAAGAUAACAGAAGGGUGAUAUGUUGUUUAUACAGUGAGGGGAAAAAAGUAUUUGAUCCCCUACUGAUUUUGUAAGUUUGCCCACUGACAAAGACAUGAUCAGUCUAUAAUUUUAAUGGUAGGUUUAUUUGAACAGUGAGAGACAGAAUAACAAAAAAAUAAUCAAGAAAAACACAUGUCAAAAAUGUUAUAAAUUGAUUUGCAUUUUAAUGAGGGGAAUAAGUAUUUGACCCCUCUGCAAAACAUGACUUAGUACUUGGUGGCAAAACCCUUGUUGGCAAUCACAGAGGUCAGACGUUUCUUGUAGUUGGCCACCAGGUUUGCACACAUCUCAGGAGGGAUUUUGUCCCACUCCUCUUUGCAGAUCUUCUCCAAGUCAUUAAGGUUUCGAGGCUGACAUUUGGCAACUCGAACCUUCAGCUCCCUCCACAGAUUUUCUAUGGGAUUAAGGUCUGGAGACUGGCUAGGCCACUCAAGGACCUUAAUGUGCUUCUUCUUGAGCCACUCCUUUGUUGCCUUGGCCGUGUGUUUUGGAUCAUUGUCAUGCUGGAAUACCUAUCCAUGACCCAUUUUCAAUGCCCUGGCUGAGGGAUGGAGGUUCUCAUCCAAGAUUUGAUGGUACAUGGCCCCGUCCAUCGUCCCUUUGAUGCGGUGAAGUUGUCCUGUCCCCAUAGUAGAAAAACACCCCCAAAGCAUAAUGUUUCCACCUCCAUGUUUGAUGGUGGGGAUGGUGUUUUUGGGGUCAUAGGCAGCAUUCCUCGUCCUCCAAACACGGCGAGUUGAGUUGAUGCCAAAGAGCUCGAUUUUAGGUCUCAUCUGACCACAACACUUUCACCCAGUUCUCCUCUGAAUCAUUCAGAUGUUCAUUGGCAAACUUCAGCCGGGCCUGUAUAUGUGCUUUCUUGAGCAGGGGGACCUUGCGGGCGCUGCAGGAUUUCAGUCCUUCACGGCGUAGUGUGUUACCAAUUGUUUUCUUGGUGACUAUGGUCCCAGCUGCCUUGAGAUCAUUGACAAGAUCCUCCCGUGUAGUUCUGGGCUGAUUCCACACCGUUCUCAUGAUCAUUGCAACUCCACAAGGUGAGAUCUUGCAUGGAGCCCCAGGCCGAGGGAGAUUGACAGUUCUUUUGUGUUUCUUCCAUUUGCGAAUAAUCGCACCAACUGUUGUCACCUUCUCACCAAGCUGCUUGGCGAUGGUCUUGUAGCCCAUUCCAGCCUUGUGUAGGUCUACAAUCUUGUCUCUGACAUCCUUGGAGAGCUCUAUGGUCUUGGCCAUGGUGGAGAGUUUGGAAUCUGAUUGAUUGAUUGUUUCUGUGGACAGGUGUCUUUUAUAUAGGUAACAAACUGAGAUUAGGAGCACUCCCUUUAAGAGUGUGCUCCUAAUCUCAGCUCGUUACCUGUAUAAAUGACACCUGGGAGCCAGAAAUCUUUCUGAUUGAGAGGGGGUAAAAUACUUAUUUACCUCAUUAAAAUGCAAAUAAAUGUAUAACAUUUGUGACAUGCGUUUUUCUGGAUUUUGUUGUUGUUAUUCUGUCUCUCACUGUUCAAAUAAACCUACCAUUAAAAUUAUAGACUGAUAAUUUCUUUGUCAGUGGGCAAACGUACAAAAUCAGCAGGGGAUCAAAUUAUUUUUUCCCUCACUGUAUGACCUCUUGCAGGUGCCGAUCUAUGAGAUGAGGAACGAUGGAAUAGACAACCUCUUGGGGGCGCUGCUGAUCGCCGGUCAGUUUGUGAUUCCUGAGGUGAGUAGUGCAGGGAGGCUUCUUGGUAGCUCAGUUGCCUGCAAGUCACCUGUACUUGUUUUUGAAUGUGAAUUUAUGUUGAAUCAUCAAGUGUUGAUGAAGAAAAUCCUUAAUUCCCAGUUGCUAUUAUUUAUAUCAGACCAAUUCCCCAUUGCAUGUCUUUCAUAUUUAAAUUAUUUUUCAUCUUGAAGAGUGUCUGUCUAGCUUUUUAGGCUGUUGUGGAUAAGAGCUUUUGUGAUAUAACUUCAUGUGAAUUUCAACAUAAAUCAAAUCCACUGAGAUAGUAGAGGCUAUGUCAUACCUGAUUGAUAAAGGUGUGAGGAUGAACUAUGUUGUCAGACAAUAGGCACCAAAAGCCUUAAACCUCUUGUCUAACAAGACUGUUCAGUAAAGCAUGAGAAUGUGUGAGUGUCGCAAUACAGGACCUGACCUGAAACUGCCAGAUGAUACUUCAGAGUUGUGUCAAAGGGCGUUUGUCUUUAAGAGUCACAGAAUAACUCACGUACACACUCUCUGAGGCCUUUAUCUAAUGCUGUAUCUAGAGAAUGUGCUGCUAUCAAUAAAUAUGGAAUUAUACAUUUUAAAUGAAGAUAUGAGGAAAUGUAGUUGUAAUUGCGUUUUAUCAAAGGCUCUGUCAUAUGCUCUGUUAAAUCAAUAGCACAAAAUAGCCAAGCGCUAAUUUACCUUAGCAUUGUGGCUGUUGAAGGGAAUAUAUAUAUAUAUAUAUAUAUAUAUAUAUAUAUAUAUAUAUAUAUAUAUAUAUAUAUAUAUAUAUAUAUAUAUAUACUACACCCAUAGUAUAGAUGAUCUAUUAUGAGGUUUCAUUCAUUCCCCAUCUGAUUCUCUGUAGGUGUGUCUGUAUUUCCAUCACAAGCUGUACCGAGGGAACCGUGUGACCAAGGUGGACGCUGGGAGUUUCUAUGCCUUCAACUCUCCUAACCUUUCUCCUCUGGCCACCGCUGAAGUAGAUAUUAAAAGUAAUCAUACUGGCUCUGUCCUGUUAUGUACUCAUAUCUAUAUCAAGUCAAAUCUUUGAUGUGGCCGAUAGAUGGAUGUUUUCACUGAACUCUCUCCCUCUCCCCCGCAGUUAACUGGGACACGGUGAGGAGGGCGAACACGACCACACAGUUCAGAGUGAGCACUCCGAUGAACCGUAACGUGGGUCUGCUGCGGCUCUUCCCAGGCAUCACUACAGUGACUGUAAGAGGCUUCCCAGGGUGGGGAUGGGGUGGAGGUGAGGAGGGGUGGAUAGUGGCUCUGCCCUGUUCCUGUUGCCCAUUUAACCACAUCAUUAAACCACAACUGUCUUCCUACUUCAGUAAUACUGAAAGUAAAAUAUACUGAACAAAAAUAUAUAUGCAACAAUUUAAACGAUUUUACUGAGUUACAGUUCAUAUAAGGAAAUCAGUCAAUUGAAAUAAAUAAAUUAGGCCCUAAUAUAUGGAUUUCACAUGUCUGGGCAGGGGCGCAGCCAGACCCAGACAAUCAGAAUUAGUUUUUCACCACAAGAGGGUUUUAUUUCAGACAGAAAUACUCCUCAGUUUCAUCAGCUGUCCGGGUGGCUGGUCUCAGACGAUCCCGCAGGUGAAGAAGCCGAAUGUGGAGGUCCUGGGCUGGCAUGGUUACAUGUGGUCUGUGGUUGUGAGGCCGGUUGGACAUACUGCCAAAUUCGCUAAAACAACGUUGGAGGUGGCUUAUGGUAGAGAAAUGAACAUUAAAUUGUCUGGCAACAGCUCUGGUAGACAUUCCUGCAGUCAGCAUGCCAAUCUUUUUCAGCAGGCCUUUUAUUGUCCCCAGCACAAGGUGCACCUGUGUAAUGAUCAUGCUGUUUAAUCAGCUUCUUGAUAUGCCACACCUGUCAGGUGGAUGGAUUAUCUUAGCAAAGGAGAAAUGCUCACUAACAGGGAUGUAAACAAACAUUUGAGAGAAAUAAGCUUUUUGUGCAUAUGGAAAAUGUCUGGGAUCUUUUAUUUCAGCUCAUGAAACAUGGGACCAACACUUUACAUGUUGCGUUUAUAUUUCUGUUCAGUAUAGUAAUAUCCUGUUGUAGAAAGAGUAAAUCAGGACAUCCCCAUUUGGAGCCAUCUUCAUCUAAAACUCUUCAUCUCUGUUGUGGUGAAUCCUCUCAUGAAGGCCAUACUGUGUUUUCUCACAAGCCAGCAUCAUGUGGGCGUUCCAAGUGGUCUGCAUACAGCCAGGAUCUGCUCUGGGGUUGCCAGCAGCACUUAGCCAAGUGAAAAAUUAGACAGGGUUAUGGGGCAUGUCCAAUUACCCACCAACAUUUAAACACUUAGAUACACCUCCAUAUCUACAGACUGAGGGGAGUAUGGCUUUACUGUCUCAAUCUGGUCCCUCUGCCGAUGCUGGCCAUGUUGCUUUUUUAUCCGUUUUUAUCACUUGAUUCUUUUUUGAUUAUGCACCAAGCUCUCCUCUGCCUUCCACUGUCUCUGCCAUCAUGGGGGUUAUUUAGGAAUCUGUGUUGCACACAUUCUUGGCUAGCUAGAGGCUUGAUCCGAAAUCCAAUGGAAGAUAUGGGGCCAUGCCCAGCUCUUUUUCUUCUUUUUUUUUUUUUUUUGGGGGGGGGGGAUAGAUCAGCUUAAUAUUGCAGAUAGAUUGUAACUUCCAUCAAUGUAAUUAUCUGCAUCACUUCCAAUCCCCCAUGUUUAUAUAUAUAUAUAUACACACACAUACAUACAUAUAUAUACAGUGGGGAGAACAAGUAUUUGAUACACUGCCGAUUUUGCAGGUUUUCCUACUUACAAAGCAUGUAGAGGUCUGUAAUUAUUAUCAUAGGUACACUUCAACUGUGAGAGACAGAAUCUAAAACAAAAAUCCAGAAAAUCACAUUGUAUGAUUUUUAAGUAAUUAAUUUGCAUUUUAUUGCAUGACAUACAGUGGGGAGAACAAGUAUUUGAUACACUGCCGAUUUUGCAGGUUUUCCUACUUACAAAGCAUGUAGAGGUCUGUAAUUUUUAUCAUAGGUACACAUCAACUGUGAGAGACGGAAUCGAAAACACAAAUCCUGAAAAUCACAUUGUAUGAUUUUUAAGUAAUUAAUUUGCAUUUUAUUGCAUGACAUAAGUAUUUGAUCACCUACCAACCAGUAAGAUUUCCGGCUCUCACAGACCUGUUAGUUUUUCUUUAAGAAGCCCUCCUGUUCUUCACUCAUUACCUGUAUUAACUGGACCUGUUUGAACGCGUUACCUGUAUAAAAGACACCUGUCCACACACUCAAUCAAACAGACUCCAACCUCUCCACAAUGGCCAAGACCAGAGAGCUGUGUAAGGACAUCAGGGAUAAAAUUGUAGACCUCCACAAGGCUGGAAUGGGCUACAGGACAAUAGGCAAGCAGCUUGGUGGGAAGGCAACAACUGUUGGCGCAAUAUUUGUUGCAUUAUUUGUUCUGUCGUUUCCGUUUAAUCUGAGGAUUAAAUUGAAAUUGCAACUAACUUUCUAUGGCUUGUUUUAGAAAUAGUGAUAUCUGGGAGAUGAUUUCCCUUUCAAAUAACUGAAAGUGAGUGUUUGUAAUCUGAAUAAAGGGAAAAAGGCCAUUCUUGAACAUUGGGUGAGACAAUCUUACUAGUUUGCUAGAGAACCAGUUCGGAUUUAAGUAUAAUUUUUGUAUGACUGAAGCUUUUAGUGAUAGGUCUAAUGCUUUAAUAUUUAAUAAUUUCUGUCCUCCGAAUUCAUAUUCAUUAUAUAAAUAGGCCCGUUUAAUUUUGUCUGGCUUGCCGUUCCAAAUAAAAUUGAAUAUUUUUUUCUCAUAUAAUUAAAAAACUGUUCGCUAGGUGUAGGCAAGACCAUAAGCAAAUAGGUAAACUGGGAUAAUACUAAAGAGUUAAUCAGGGGGAUUUUUCCACAAAUUGACAGGCACCCACCUUUCCAUGGUAGCAAGAUCUUAUCUAUUUUUGCUAACUUUCUAUUAUAAUUUAUUGAAGUGAGAUCAUUUAUUUCCUUUGGGAUAUGCAUUCCGAGUAUAUCCACAUCACCAUCAGACCAUUUUAUUGGUAAACUACAUGGCAAUGUAACAAUUUUAUUUUGAAUUGAUCCAAUACGUAAUAUAGUACAUUUGUCAUAAUUUGGUUGUAAUCCAGAGAGGUUAGAUGUAUCUAGAUCCUCUAUGAGGCUGUGGAGUGAUUCUAGUUGUGGAUUUAAAAGAAAACAUGAUCAUCAGCGUACAAUGAUACCUUUGCGUACAAUGACACCUUUGUUUUUAAGCCCUGGAUUUCUAAUCCCCUGAUAUUAUUGUUGGAUCUGAUUUUAAUAGCUAACAUCUCGAUGGCCACAAUAAAUAGAAAUGCCGAUAGUGGACAAUCUUGUUUCACUCCUGUUGACAGUUUAACACAUUCUGAGAAAUAGCCAUUAUUUACUAUUUUACACCUAGGGUUACUAUACAUGAUUUUGACCCGUUUUAUAAGAGAUUCACCAAAAUUGAAAUGCUCCAGGCAUUUAUAUAUAAACCCCAGUCGUACUUUAUCAAAUGCCUUUUCGAAGUCUGCUAUAAAUAGCAGGGCUGGUUUAUCAUAUUUUCCAUAAUGUUCUAUUGUUUCCAAUACUUGCCUUAUAUUAUCUCCAAUGUAUCUUCCAUGUAAAAAACCUGUCUGAUUAGAAUGAAUAAUAUCCAACAAUAACUUUUUAAUUCUAUGCGCUAUACAUUUUGCUAGAAUUUUUGCAUCACAACACCUACAAUCACAACACCUACAAUUUUUUUAAUGGACUGGAUCUUUAUAUUUUCCACUUGUAUCCUGUUUCAGUAAUAAUGAGAUCUUCUUCUUGAGUGUCAGAUAAUCUAUCAUUUACAUAGGAGUGGUUAAAACAUUCUAAUAAUGGUCCUCUUAGUAUAUCAAAAAAGGUUUGGUAUACUUCGACUGGUAUGCCAUCCAACCCUGGGGUUUUCCCGGACUUAAAGUCUUUAAUUGCAUUCAGAAGUUCCUCCUCUGUAAUUUCACCUUCACAUGAGUCUUUCUGUUUCUGUUAAUUUUACAUUAUCAAUAGAAAAAACAUCUCUACAAUUAGCUUCAGUUAGAGGAGAUGGAGGUGACUGAAACGAAAACAUAUGCUUAAAGUACCUUGUUUCCUCCUUCAAGAUAUAAUUUGGUGAAUCAUGGGUUAAUUGUAACCAGUUUCAUUAAAUUAUUUUUGGUAGCAUUCCUAUGUUGAAGAUAAAAAAAUAAUUUGGUGCAUUUUUCCCCAUAUUCCAUCCAGUUUGCUUUAUUUUUAUAAUAUAUUACACUUUCUUGAAUAAGUUUCUCCAUUUCUUUUUGUUUUUCUUCUAAUUUAUUCUGAGCCUCUAUGUUACUGUUUUUAUUGCCAUCUAUCUGUUCUGUUAGACUUUCUAAUUCCUUUGUUAGUAUAAACUUAUAAAUAACUUAUUAUAUUAUAUUAUUAUUAUUAUAUUAUAUAUUAUAACUCUUUUGACCUAAAUUGCUUUUGUUUUCGAGAUGAGUACUGAAUUGCAUGGCCUCUAAAGGCACAUUUAAAGGUGUCCCAUACAAUAAGGGGAUUUGCUGUACCUAUGUUAUGUCGGAAAAAGUCAGUUAUAAAUUCCUUUGUCCUAGUUAAAAAUUAAUUAUCAUCCAAUAGGCUUUGAUUAAAUGUCCAAUAUCCUCGCCCAUGUGGAAAUUCAGUAAGAGUAAUGUAUAUGCCAAUUAUAUGAUGGUCCGGCCGCAUUCUGUCCCCUAUCAACACUUUUAAAACUUUUGGUGCCAAUGAGAAUGAGAUAAGAAAGAAGUCAAGACGACUAGCUUGAUUGAGUCUCCGCCAUGUAUAUCUCACUAGAUCAGGAUAUUUAAACCUCCAUAUAUCUACUAGUUCUAAUGUAUCCAUGACAUUCACAAUUUCCUUAAGAGCAUGAGGGGGAUUGUUUGUAGUGUGAUUUCCUUUAUGGUCCAUUGAGCUAUUUAAAACAGUAUUAUAAUCCCCCACCAUAAUAAUAUUGUCUUGAAUUGCUUGCAGGGUUGAUAAUUAAUUAUAUAUAUUGUCAAAGAAGUGUGGAUCAUCAUUAUUUGGUCCGUAAAUGUUAAUGAGCCAUAUCUGUUUAUUGUCCAAUAACAUAUUUAAAAUAAUCCAUCUACCUUGCAUUUCUAUUUGGACAAUUUGCACAUUCGAAUCGAAAUUACUAUUAAUUAAUAUCAUCACCCCUUUUGAAUUUCUUUGCCCAUGGGAGAAGUAUAUUUCGUCCCCCCCCCCCCCCCCCCCCCCCACAACAGACGCCGGACAAACACACACGCACAUACUCACAUACCCCAACACACUCAACCCCCCUCCUCCACAAUCCACCAUAAAAUCAGAUACUCAACGGUUGUUAUAUCCCAGAGCCCAACUCAAGAAAGGACCUGAUUUACGAGUGCACAUACAGGUACAGUUGAUUGAGAAAGCAUGCAACAUUGAGCAGAAAUUGACAACAAUGUGAGAUUUGAUUAAUCUACUUAAUCUAUGUCAAGUCCUAGGUGAUGGAGAUCAGAUCCACCCUCUUCACCUGAGACACAAACACUCUGGUGCCCCGUUGUAACAAUUUUUCCCAAGCAUCUCCGUGCAGUCAGACCUUUGAUUAUUUUGUGCCACCUGGGCCACAAUGAUAAACCCCCUCUCUGAUUGUCCGAGUGUGACCCCCUCCCCAUGGGUUACUGCAGCCAGUGUUGCCAGCACUGCCACUACCUGGGUGGGGGUACCCCACCGGAAUCCCCACCGGCUAGGUAAAAGGUUGUCAAGGUUCUCAUUAGCAGCUUUGAGAAUGUCCUUGUAUAUAAUGCUCUACCAUCAGGGGGCUCUGGCUUUGUAGGACCAACCCUGCCAGGCAGGCUCAGAAUCUUGAGGGGGCGGUGCUGCUCAAGUAGGUCUCUGACCGCAUUUAUUUCUCUGUUUAGGCUGCAUACUCACAGCAGGUCCAUAAAAUAGAUGGGAACUUCUCUUUGGUGUAUGGGUCACUCAGGUGGGUGUCCAGGAUAUAGGGUUGGGGAUCUUUACAUCAUGAUAGGACAAUAAAAAAUUAGAUUAAAUGUAUACUAUAUUUAAAAAUGUAUAUCCCUCAUCUACAUGCCCAGCUCUUGCUAUAAUUCCCUACCUCCUCAAGUUAGGUCUAAGGUCCAAGCGUUGCCAGGUGAAAUGACGCUGUCUCUAAACACCUUGAAUAUAAUGGUUCCCCCUGCCUGGCCAUUGAGCCAUCUCCUCUCCAGAUGCCAGGGCUGGUGUGGUAAAGAGCUUUCCUAGAGCCAGUGAAUCACCCUGAGACUGAGAGACAGCCCGGGUGGCAUGGGCACCAGAUGGGCUGGGGGGGCUGGUGAGGUCUGGGCCUGUUGUUAAACCCUAUCCUAGCUCUGUACACUUCUCUCCCUAUCUUUUCCCACCAGACAGGCUAAAAUGGCCUCUCAUCUCGCUCUCUCUUUCUCUACAGGUGAAGUCCUUCCUGCAGGUGCCCAUGGAGGGCAUCGUCCUGGAGACGUACGGUAGUGGUAACGCCCCUGACAACCGUGCUGACCUGCUGGAGGAGUUCCGGAAUGCCACAGAGAGGGGCGUGAUCAUGGUCAACUGCACCCAGUGUCUGAGGGGUUCUGUCACCACAUUAUAUGCCACCGGAAAGGUAGACCAGAAGACCAUGUAUGUUUAGUGGGAGAGUAGGAUGAAGAUGGAUGUGUGUUCUUAACGUUUCUUCCUGGUUCCCUCAGGCCCUGAGUGACGCAGGGCUGGUGGCAGGCAGUGACAUGACUCCUGAGGCUGCCCUGUGCAAGCUGUCCUACGUGCUGGCCAAGGAGCUCAGCAUAGAGGACAAGAGGAAGGUAGGAUUCACAGUCUAAACGCACAGUCCUUCAAUCACUACACAAUGUUUGCCCCUUGUAGAGAGAAUUCUGAAGCCCAACCCUAGUGACAUCUCCGUGAGUCCUAUGUAUGAAACAAAUUAGAAUGUAAACAGAGGUAGAAAUCAGAGAUGAUUCACAUGGAGAUAAAAGGAUCAUAGAAGUGACAAGCUGAUGACAUCUUUGAUCAUGCCUGACUGUGUCUGUGUUGCCCUGACUGUGUCUGUGUUGUGCUGUCUGUGUUUCCCUGACUGUGUCUGUGUUGUGCUGUCUGUGUUACCCUGACUGUGUCUGUGUUGUGCUGUCUGUGUUGCCCUGACUGUGUCUGUGUUGUGCUCUCUGUGUGUUACGUGUCCAGAUGCUGAGUCAGAACAUGCGGGGGGAGAUGAUCGCUGAUCUGCACGGGGCCAAGCUCACUCUGAGCAACAGUCACUUCAUUCAGGUCAUCGCCAAUUCCCUGAACAUCAGUUGUAAGGAGGUGAGGCCACCUCACUGCCGGCCACAUCACACAUACACACACACUGUCAUCACCACUGAGACUGCAGGGUUACUUUCCACCUAACAGGUUUUUAUCAGGCUCUGGCUUAUCUGAGAGAACAGAGCUCCCAUUGAAGUACAAAAAACUACUUUCUCAAGUCGUUUUAAUGCCCAGCGCUAGGGGAAGAAUGUCAUAAGCCAUCAUCUGAAAUUGUCUCGCCACUCGUCUAAAGUAGAUUUUUUUGAAUGUGUUGAAUCCAACUUUAUAGUGUAUUUUUUACGUCACUCAUAACACAUUACAUAAAACAUUCCUUUACUGAUUGUCAGCCUUUGUGUUGUCAUGAUGUUUCUCUACUGAUGUUUCCAGGAGCUAGAAGCCAUAAGGGAUGCCCUUAACCCCAGCUUAGCUUGUGCUGCUUCUAAGAUUGGAGACGUGGAGGCCUUAGAUGCCAUAAAGUUGAUGGUGAGGAACAGUUAUUUAAAUACAACCUGUUACAAUGUCUGUUAGUAAAAAUAAUCACUGCAACAACCUCAUAUUUUAUAAGGGGGAGGUGGGGAGUAGAAAACGCAUGUUCUAACAACAUGUUUACUGUCAGUAGGACAGAGUUCAGUCCAUAUGUUGUUAGUGUUCUAAGACACGCAUGUUCCCAGACUGAUAAUACAGACUUUGCACUGUCAAAUGUGUGUGAUUGUAUUACUCCCUUAGUCCCACGGUACAUCUGGUUGAACCGGCCAGUGCAGUGCGUACCAAAGAUUCCUGCUGAGUUUCAUGAGAUAGCCGACUGGAGUCUCAGUAGUCAUACUGUGUUAGAUGCAAAGAUAGAUUUUGAUUUGGUCUCCUUUGCAGUGAACUUUUGACAUGAGGAUGAUUGCCUAGUGUUUCCAGUCAAUUUCAUUUUAAAUAACCUACUUAUUUGUUCUUUUGGAGCUUAUUUUAUAGGGGGUAUAUUUCAGUAUGAAUAGAGGAAUGGGUUGGCUACUCUUUUAAAAAGAAAUUAUCUAUCAAUUCAAGAUGAAACUGUCCGUGUCCGAAAUCUGUCUUCCCUACUACUUACUAAAUCGACAUGCUGUGUACUAAUCGUACUACAUACUAUUUAGCAGUACUGUUUAGUGAAAACGAAUGCAGUAAGCAACAAAUAUCAACACGCUAGGCUCAUCCAUACUUAGAAUACGUCAUCUAAUGCGCAAUUACAUUGAUUCCCGCCAUACGUUCCUUUUGGAACAGCGCAUCCACUUAUAUGAUUACCAGCUGCUUGCUGUCAAACACACGUGGGUCUGGAAAGACGAUUGUCUUCCUAAAUAGUGUGCAGCGAAUUCUACUAGACGAAAAGCCAAAAUGAGUAUGACAUGGCAUUUAAGCAUACUACAUUGUGAAAUGUCACAUACUAUCAAACUUUCUAUUUUUGCAUACCAAAAAAGGCCUACUAUUUAGAACACAAGUACGGGUAUUCAGACACGGCCACUGUCACCGUUCAGAAAGGUAUGCACCAGGUAAAUGUGUAGCACAACAUUCACUACAUGGGUUUGAUACCUCAAUGCACUGUUUUAUAAUACACAGUGAUACCAUGGCAACGUAACCUACAGUAUGUAAUGUGUUUCUUGUCAUCAGGGCAGUAACCUGAGUCUGGGGGACUAUGAUGGACGCACCCCUCUGCACAUCGCUGCCUGUGAGGGCCACCUCAAAGUGGUGCAGUAUCUACUGGGCCAGGGAGCCAGCGUCUAUGCCAGAGAUCGCUAUGGGGACACACCCCUGCACAACGCUGUACGCUUCAGGUAAGAUUGAGCUAACGUGGGUCAAGACAAGAGCUUUACAUUUUGGGGGGAAUGGAGUAUGAUAUGUCCUAACAGCUUUGCCUCUACAGUAGAUGUUCACCCAUCCCUUAUGAUUCAAGCCCCUAGUAGCCAAUUCUAAUGUGUGUGUGUGUGUGUGUGUGUGUGUGUGUGUGUGUGUGUGUGUGUGUGUGUGUGUGUGUGUGUGUGUGUGUGUGUGUGUGUGUUUGUGUGUGAGCAAGCAUUGAGAGAGGUGACUAUAAACCGUUGGAAGGGCAGGCAUAGGCAUGCCCAUGUUGUCUUGGUACUGAAGGGCAGAAUGGGAUGUUCAACCUGGCAGCAUAAUUAACCUCUGACACCUGCUUGCUUGGGGAAAUAGCCAUGUCCCAUUCUGGCUCUCUUACACUGUCAAAAUCUCUGUUUUGUUACAAGUGAUAAUGCAAUAUGUUCCAUUUUGUAAGAGUUACUUGAAAUAAAUAACCAUUUUAUUUCAGACAUGGAUUUCUUUUUUUUGUUUGUCUUUAUGUAAUUUCCUCCUAAGUUUAAACCACAUUUCAAAAGCCAACUAUUGUUCCUUCCCGAUGACCAUAUAAGGAUUGAAACGCAGUACAACGAAGGGUAGUGUCUUGAACCAGUCUUACCUGCCUGUCCUCAGUUUCAUGGAUAACAGAAACAGUACCUUGUCUCUAACAAAAGGACUGAAAUACAUUAGCCUAGGCUUGCCACUGUCUCUAUGGCCAAACCCUAUCUCAAAGUAGAGCUAAACGUGCAUGACCAACUCAUAACGUAGUGUCCAUUUAACCUCUUAAACAUUUGAUGGAUGUUCUAAGUUUAAAUUCUAUGAAAAUCAAGAUUCUGGACAUGAAGCUGUGCCUUUUGUCUCCACCAUUGUGUAGUGCAUCCUUGGAGCUGCUGAGACGUUCUGCUCAGGCUCCAUAUGUGGGUGGUUAACUGUGGGGGAACUUGUCCCUACUCGUUUAGCACCCAGUCACAGUGCCACAACUUGUCACUGUCAGCAGAGACUAUGAAAACUUGUUAGAAAUAUGACUAAUGCACAUUGCAGUCAUAAUAAAGCAUACCUAAUGGUUUCAGUUGAACUGAUCUCUGACUCGCACUGUGAGCUUGAUUUUGCUUUGCACGCGUCAUCUUUUCCUUGAUUGUAGUACACUGUAUAUAUCAUCUGUAUUCGAAAACUGUUUGUCAUAUCUCUAUGUCUGUCUGUCUGUCUCUCUGUCCAUUCAGACACAAAGAGGUGGUGAAGCUGCUGAGAAAGACAGGAGCCCAUUUCUCCAGGGAUGAGCUGAAUAAUGCAGGCUCAGAGCUGUGCAGGUGAGACACACACAGCACUUUCUCACACAUGCAUUGCCCAAAGACCCAUCCUACAUAGUUUGUGCAGGUACGACCAGUUGUCCCAGUUGUCUUACGUAAACACUUGAAAUGCUCCCUGACAGCAUAGCUUUGGACCUCUGCAGCAUCCAAACGUCACCAACACCACAGAACCAUGAACUGCUCUGUCUGGCUGGUAUCCUCACUUUUAGAAAAGGGAGCGGGAGAGAUUUUGUCUUUUACUAGAUGCAAGGCCUUUGUCUCUGGAAGCAAACAAGCAUACUCAUAGUCCUUUUCAUAAUCAAGGAGUGUGUUUAGUGUGAUUAUACAAUACAACUUGAUGUUAUUACUGUAGAUAUCUGGUUGUUUUACUCCCUUUAUCAUGAAACCACUUGAAUAAUUCCCUGGUGGUGUUUGAUGUGUUAAAGUCUGGCAUCCAGGGCUGACACAGAGGGCCUGGAAAUGUGGCACCUGGCCGGGGGAGAGCUGAACACACGAGGCUACAAUGGGCAGACGGCCAUGGAGGUGGUGAGUGUUUGGGACUGGGAGCCUCUCUCCUGCUUACAAACAUGAAUAGUAAAGGAUGAGUACGGUUAAGGUCCCACAUAAAAAACUACUACAGCUUACUAUAGAAUUUUGUAGUGUACUGUUGAAUACUAUACUACACACUGUAGUAUCCCUCGAUCAUGUGUAGUACUUACUAUAUAAUUUUUUAGUAUACUGUAGAAUACUAUAGUAAAUACUACUGUAUUAUCCACACAAAAAACACUGUAGUAAAUGCUACAGUAAUGUCCACAAAAACACUACUGCCCGCAAAAACACUACCGUUUUUAAACUAUAGCAAUACUACAGUAUUUAAUUUGCAUAUACCCUGCCCAUUCCCCUCCCCCAUAUCUCAAUUUGUGCCACCCAUAAGUGAGAAACCUACAAGUAUAGACCAUAUAUUCUGUUCCCUGCAAUUCACAUUUUAUUUGUCACAUGCGCUGAGUACAACUGGUGUAGACUUUACUUACGAGCCCUUCCCAAUGAUCCAGAGUAAACAAAUAAAAUCCUAACACAAGGAAUAAAAUGCACAAGAAUGAAGCUAUAUUUUUAUUUAUUUAUUUUAUUUAACCUUUAUUUAACUAAGCAAGUCAGUUAAGAACAAAUUCUUACUUACAAUGGCGGCCUACAUAUACAGGGAGUACCAGAUCAAUGCGUAGAGGUACGAGGUAUUUGAGGUAGGCAUGUACAUGAAGGCAAGGUAAAGUGACUAGGCGUCAGGAUAGAUAAUAAUAAGAGUAAAAUAAAGAACAGAGUACAUAGCCGGGGAAGUAAUUUGGGGGUGGGGGUGCUGCAAAUUAUUUAAUUAGAUUUUUUAAUUAGAUUUUUCAGGGGUGCUGCAGCACGCUCAGCACACCUAUUUCCUGCUAUAACAGAGUAGCAGCAGCAAAUGCGUGUAAAAGUGUGCGUGUGUAUGUAUGUGUGUUUGUGUUGUGUCGGUAUGUGUGUGGGAGUGUCAAUGUAGUGUGUGUGAGUGUGUGUGUAUAUUCAGUGGGGAAAAAAGUAUUUGAUCCCCUACUGAUUUUGUACAUUUGCCCACUGACAAAGACAUGAUUAGUCUAUAAUUUUAAUGGUAGGUUUAUUUGAACAGUGAGAGACAGAAUAACAACCAAAAAAUCCAGAAAAACGCAUGUCAAAAAUGUUAUAAAUUGUUUUGCAUUUUAAUGAGAGAAAUAAGUAUUUGACCCGUCUGCAAAACAUGACUUAGUACUUGGUGGCAAAACUCUUGUUGGCAAUCACAGAAGUCAGACGUUUCUUGUAGUUGGCCACCAGGUUUACUCAGGAGGGAUUUUGUCCCACUCCUCUUUGCAGAUCUUCUCCAAGUCAUUAAGGUUUCGAGGCUGACGUUUGGCAACUCGAACCUUCAGCUACCUCCACAGAUUUUCUAUGGGAUUAAGGUCUGGAGACUGGCUAGGCCACUGCAGGACCUUAAUGUGCUUCUUCUUGAGCCACUCCUUUGUUGCCUCGCCAAACACGGCAAGUUGAGUUGAUGCCAAAGAGCUCGAUUUUGGUCUCAUUUGACCACAACACUUUCACCCAGUUCUCCUCUGAAUCAUUCAGAUGUUCAUUGGCAAACCUCAGACGGACCUGUAUAUGUGCUUUCUUGAGCAGGGGGACCUGGCGGGCGCUGCAGGGUUUCAGUCCUUCAUGGCGUAGUGUGUUACCAAUUGUUUUCUUGGUGACUAUGGUCCCAGCUGCCUUGAGAUCAUUGACAAGAUCCUCCGUGUAGUUCUGGGCUGAUUCCUCACCGUUCUCAUGAUCAUUGCAACUCCACGAGGUGAGAUCUUGCAUGGAGCCCCAGGCCGAGGGAGAUUGACAGUUACAGUGGGGAAAAAAAGUAUUUAGUCAGCCACCAAUUGUGCAAGUUCUCCCACUUAAAAAGAUGAGAGAGGCCUGUAAUUUUCAUCAUAGGUACACGUCAACUAUGACAGACAAAUUGAGGAAAAAAAAUCCAGAAUAUCACAUUGUAGGAUUUUUAAUGAAUUUAUUUGCAAAUUAUGGUGGAAAAUAAGUAUUUGGUCAACUACAAACAAGCAAGAUUUCUGGCUCUCACAGACCUGUAACUUCUUCUUUAAGAGGCUCCUCUGUCCUCCACUCGUUACCUGUAUUAAUGGCACCUGUUUGAACUUGUUAUCAGUAUAAAAGACACCUGUCCACAACCUCAAACAGUCACACUCCAAACUCCACUAUGGCCAAGACCAAAGAGCUGUCAAAGGACACCAGAAACAAAAUUGUAGACCUGCACCAGGCUGGGAAGACUGAAUCUGCAAUAGGUAAGCAGCUUGGUUUGAAGAAAUCAACUGUGGGAGCAAUUAUUAGGAAAUGGAAGACAUACAAGAUCACUGAUAAUCUCCCUCGAUCUGGGGCUCCACGCAAGAACUCACCCCGUGGGGUCAAAAUGAUCACAAGAACGGUGAGCAAAAAUCCCAGAACCACACGGGGGGACCUAGUGAAUGACCUGCAGAGAGCUGGGACCAAAGUAACAAAGCCUACCAUCAGUAACACACUACGCCGCCAGGGACGUAGUGCCAGACGUUUCCCCCUGCUUAAGCCAGUACAUGUCCAGGCCCAUCUGAAGUUUGCUAGAGUGCAUUUGGAUGAUCCAGAAGAGGAUUGGGAGAAUGUCAUAUGGUCAGAUGAAACCAAAAUAUAACUUUUUGGUAAAAACUCAACUCGUCGUGUUUGGAGGACAAAGAAUGCUGAGUUGCAUCCAAAGAACACCAUACCUACUGUGAAGCAUGGGGGUGGAAACAUCAUGCUUUGGGGCUGUUUUUCUGCAAAGGGACCAGGACGACUGAUCCGUGUAAAGGAAAGAAUGAAUGGGGCCAUGUAUCGUGAGAUUUUGAGUGAAAACCUCCUUCCAUCAGCAAGGGCAUUGAAUAUGAAACGUGGCUGGGUCUUUCAGCAUGACAAUGAUCCCAAACACACCGCCCGGGCAACAAAGGAGUGGCUUCGUAAGAAGCAUUUCAAGGUCCUGGAGUGGCCUAGCCAGUCUCCAGAUCUCAACCCCAUAGAAAAUCUUUGGAGGGAGUUGAAAGUCCGUGUUGCCCAGCGACAGCCCCAAAACAUCACUGCUCUAGAGGAGAUCUUCAUGGAGGAAUGGGCCAAAAUACCAGCAACAGUGUGUGAAAACCUUGUGAAGACUUACAGAAAACGUUUGACCUGUGUCAUUGCCAACAAAGGGUAUAUAACAAAGUAUUGAGAAACUUUUGUUAUUGACCAAAUACUUAUUUUCCACCAUAAUUAGCAAAUAAAUUCAUUAAAAAUCCUACAAUGUGAUUUUCUGGAUAAUUUUUUCUCAUUCUGUCUGUCAUAGUUGACGUGUACCUAUGAUGAACAUUACAGGCCUCUCUCAUCUUUUUAAGUGGGAGAACUUGCACAAUUGGUGGCUGACUAAAUACUUUUUUUCCCCACUGUAUUUUGUGUUUCUUCCAUUUGCGAAUAAUCGCACCAACUGUUGUCACCUUCUCACCAAGCUGCUUGGCGAUGGUCUUGUAGCCCAUUCCAGCCUUGUAUAGGUCUACAAUAUUGUCCCUGACAUCCAUGGAGAGCUCUUUGAUCUUGGCCAUGGUGGAGAGUUUGGAAUCUGAUUUAUUGAUUGCUUCUGUGGACAGGUGUCUUUAUACAGGUAACAAGCUGAGAUUAAGAGAGUGCUCCUAAUCUCAGCUCGUUACCUGUAUAAAAGACACCUGUGAGCCAGAAAUCUUUCUAAUUGAGAGGGGGUCAAAUACUUAUUUCCCUCAUUAAAAUGCAAAUAAAUUCAUAACAUCUUUGACAUGCGUUUUUCAGGAUUUCUUUGUUGUUAUACUGUCUCUCACUGUUCAAAUAAACCUACCAUUAAAAUUAUAGACUGAUCAUUUCUUUAUCAGUGGGCAAACAUACAAAAUCAGCAGGGGAUCAAAUACUUUUUUCCCUCACUGUACACUGUGUACAAAACAUUAGGAACAUCUUCCUAAUAUUGAGUUGCACCCCCUUUUGUCCUCAGAACAGCCUCAAUUUGUCAGGGUAUGGACUUUACAAGGUGUCGAAGUAUUCCACAGGGACGCUGGCCUAUGUUGACUCCAAUGCUUCCCACAGCUGUCAAGUUGGCUGGAUGUCCUUUGGGUGGUGGACCAUUUUUGAUACACACGGGAAAACCCAGCAGCAUUGCAGUUCUUGACACACUCAAACCGGUGCGCCAGGCACCUACUACCAUACCCUGUUCAAAGGCACUUAAAUCUUAUUUCUUGCCCAUUCACCCUCUGAAUGGCACACAUACACAAUCCAUGUCUCAAGGCUUAAAAAUCCUUCUUUAACCUGUCUCCUCCCCUUCUACACUGAUUGAAGUGGAUUUAACAGGUGACAUCAAUAAGGGAUUAUAGAUUUCACCUGGAUUCACCUGGUCAGUCUGUCAUUGAAAGAGUGUUCCUAAUGUUUUGUACACUCAGUACAAAACCGUGAGUGUGCGUAGGGUCAGUGCAAGAUAGACAGUGCAUAUAGUUUGGGAACCAUUCAUUGACUAUUUUGCAGUCUAGCUAUUUAGCAGCCUUCCUCUGACACUGCCUGAUAUAGAGGUCCUGGAUGGCAUGGAGCUUGGCCCCAGUGAUGUACUGGGCUGUCCGCACCACCCUCUGUAGCGCUUUGCGGUCAAGGGUGGUGCAUUUGCCAAUCCAAGCGGUGAUGCAGCCAGUCAAGAUGCUCUCGAUAGUGCAGCUGUAUAACUUUUUGAGGAUCCGAGGGCCCAUGCCAAAUCUUUUCAACUUCCUGAGGGAGUAGAGGCGCUGCCGUGCCCUCUUCAUGACUAUGCGGGGGUGUGUGGACCAUGUUAAGUCCUUAGUGAUGUGGAAGCCAAGGAACUUGAAGCUCUCAACCCUCUCCACAACAGCCCCGUCGAUGUGGAUUGUGGCGUGCUCUCUCCUCUUUCUCCUAUAGUCCACAAUCAGCUCAUUGGUCUUACUGACGUUGAAGGAGAGGUUGUUGUCCUGGCACCACACUACCAAGUCUCUGACCUCCUCCCUGUAGGCUGUCUCAUCGCCGUCGGGAUCAGGCCUACCACCGUCAUGUCGUCAGCAAACUUGAUGAGGGUGUUGGAGUCGUGCGUGGCCACGCAGUCGUGGGUGAAGAGGGAGUACAGGAGGGGAUUAAUCACACACUCCUGAGGGGCCCCCGUGUUGAGGGUCAGCGUGGCGGAGUGUAUUUGCCUACCUUCACCACCUGGGGCCGGCCCGUCAGGAAGUCCAUAGUCCCCUCCAGUUGCAGAGAGAGGGGUUCAGUCCCAGGGUCCCUAGAUUGAUGAUGAUCUUGGAGAGGACUGUGGGUUGAACGUUGAGAUGUAGUCUAUGAACAGCAUUCUCACAUUGUUAUUUCCACUCUUGUCCAGGUGGGAGAGGGCAGUGUGAAGUGCAAUUAAGAUUGUGUCAUCUGUUAGGGCGGUAUGCGAAUUGGAGUGGGUCCAAUUCGCGACCGGGAGACUCAUGGGCGGUGCACAAUUGGCCCAGCGUCGUCCAGGGUAGGGGAGGGAAUGGCCGGCAGGGAUGUAGCUCAGUUGAUAGAGCAUGGCGUUUGCAACGCCAGGGUUGUGGGUAUGAUUCCCACGGGGGGCCAGUAUAAAAAAAUAUAUGUAUUCACUAACUGUAAGUCGCUCUGGAUAAGAGCGUCUGCUAAAUGACUAAAAUGUAAAUGUAAAUGUCCAGGGUUAUAGAAAAGAGCAGAAUCUCUGAGCCUAUCUGUUCAGACCCCAGUCCUACUUACUUACAGGUUAUGGAAAAUGUGCUCUUUUAGCAUUUCUCCAGUAGGUUUCCUCAAGGAGAAAGCCCACACUUCUAUGUCAAAGAUAAUAAAAUAAAAACACUAUAAUAAAUACAAUAGUAAUGUCCCCAAAAACACUACAGUAAAUACUACAGUCCACAAAAACAUUACAGCAAAUACUACAGUAUACUACAGUCCGCAAAAAUACUACAGUAUUUACUGUAGGAUACCAUUGUGUACUGUAGUAUUUACAGUUCAAUAUAGUGUAAAUACUGUAGUAAAAAACUGUAGUAUAUACUAUAAUAAUUACUGUUAAAAUUAAAAUAUUAAUGCAGACUGUAGUAUUUGCUGUAGUGUUUUUGCGGACUGUAGUAUUUACUGUAGUGUUUUUGCUGACUUUAGCCUGCAAAAACACUACAGUGAAUACUAUAGUGUUUAUACCAUAGUAUACUAUAGUAUUUUUUCAGGGGGUUAAGCCAGAACAGUUAUUUAACAUGGAUAGUAAAGGAUGUGUACGGUAAAGGUAACCCAGACUCGUUAUGUAACAUGGAUAGGGUUAAGUUCUGACAAACAGAGUGAAAAACUAAUGGACAACUAGUCAAAGCUCAAACCAAGUUUAUUCACCCAAUGGGUCAAACAGCUGCAAAGACAAAGAGAUGUUUACACAAGCACAUAUAUUUAUACCUUCCUCCUACGCUGAGUCUCCUCCUUGCACAUCUGGACAACCAAUACAUCUCUGUUGCUAGACAGGACUUUAGUGAUGCCUGUUCUUUCUCACUUCCUCUGACCUCACCUUGGCCCAAAUUCCUCACUCCUCCCCAACUCACGGCUGUCCCACCUUAUCUGUUGACUGGAACCAGACUGUGACCCUUCUCCUCUCCAUAGGAUACCUGAGAUUGAACAAUAACAUGUUCUGACAGAAUGUUAACUUUCUCACUCAGUAGAUUUCCAUACCCUCAGUUCUAAUAUGGUAACAUGAAUAAGGAUAUUUCAUAUUUGAAGAUUAGCAGUUAGUACCCAACAAUAGUAAAGGAUGUAUACAGUAAAGAUAACCAUAGACUAGUUAUGUACCAUGGCUAGUAAAGGAUGUGUACGGUAAAGGUAACCCAGACUAGUUAUGUAACAUGGAUGUGUACGGUAAAGCUAACCCAGACUAGUUAUGUAACAAGGACAGUAAAGGAUGUGUACGGUAAAGUUAACCCAGACUAGUUAUGUAACAUGGAUAGUAAAGGAUGUGUACGGUAAAGGUAACCCAGACUAGUUAUGUAACAUGGAUAGUAAAGGAUGUGUACGGUAAAGGUAACCCAGACUAGUUAUGUAACAUGGAUAGUAAAGGAUAUGUACGGUAAAGGUAACCCAGACUAUGAAAGACUGAUCGUUAGGUUUUUCUUUUCCCUCUCUCUCUUAGGCUCAGGCUGUGGGGAAUGAAGUUGUGAUGGAGUUCAUUCGCCGGGUCAGCCAGGACCAUGCUUAGGUAAGAGUUGGACUAUCAUCUAGCUUUGCUGUUCUCCUCUAUGCUCCUCCGACAGCAUACAGUGCAUCUGGAAAGUAUUCAGACCCUUUGACUUUUCUCACAUUUUGUUACGUUACAGCCUUAUUCUAAAAUGUAUUAAAUCGUUUUUUUCUCCUCAUCAAUCUACACACAAUACCCCAUAAUGACAAAGCAAAAACAGGUUUUAAAAGUGGAAAUAUCACAAUUACAUAAGUAUUCAGACCCUUUACUCAGUGUUUUGUUGAAGCACCUUUGGCAGCGAUUACAGCCUCGAGUCUGCUUGGGUAUGACGCUACAAGCUUGGCACACCUGUAUUUGGGGAGUUUCCCAUUCUUCUCCUAGAUCCUUUCAAGCUCUGUCAGGUUGGAUGGGGAGCGUCGCUGCACAGCUAUUUUCAGGUCUCUCCAGAGAUGUUUGAUCGGGUUCAAGUCCGGGCUCUGGCUGGGCCACUCAAGGACAUUCAGAGACUUGUCCCGAAGUCACUCCUGCGUUGUCUUUGGCUGUGUGCUUAGGGUUGUUGUCCUGUUGGAAGGUGAACCUUCACUCCAGUCGGAGGUCCUGAGCGCUCUGGAGCAGGUUUUCAUCAUGGAUCUCUCUGUACAUUGCUCAAUUAAUCUUUCCCUCGAUCCUGACUAGUCUCCCAGUCCCUGCCACUGAAAAACAUCCCCACAGCAUGAUGCUGCCACCACCAUGCUUCACCGUAGGGAUGGUGCCAGGUUUCCUCCAGAUGUGAUGCUUGGCAUUCAGGCCAAGGGGUUCAAUCUUGGUAUCAUCAGACCAGAGAAUCUUGUUUCUCAUGGUCUGAGAGUCCUUUAGGUGCCUUUUGGCAAACUAUAAGCAGGCUGUCAUGUGCCUUUUACUGAGGAGUGGCUUCCGUCUGGCCACUCUACCAUAAAGGCCUGAUUGGUGGAGUGCUUCAGAGAUGGUUGUCAUUCUGGAAGGUUCUCCCAUCUCCAAAGAGGAACUCUGGAGCUCUGUCAGAGUGACCAUCAGGUUCUUGGUCACCUCCCUGACCAAAGCCCUUCUCCCCCCAUUGCUCAGUUUGACCGGGCGGCCAGCUCUAGGAAGAGUCUUGGUGGUUCCAAACUCAUUCCAUUUAAGAAUGAUGGAGGCCACUGUGUUCUUGGGGACCUUCAAUGCUGCAGAAAUGUUUUGGUACCCUUUCCCAGAUCUGUGCCUCGACACAAUCCUGUCUCAGUGCUCUACGGACAAUUCCUUCGACCUCAAGGCUUGGUUUUUGUUCUGACAUGCACUGUCAACUGUUGGACCUUAUAUAGACAGGUGUGUGCCUUUCCAAAUCAUAUCCAAUCAAUUGAAUUUACCACAGAUGGACUCCAAUCAUGUUGUAGAAACAUCUCAAGGAUGAUCCCGAGUGGCGCAGUGGUCUAAGGCACUGCAUCGCAGUGCUAAACUGUGCCACUAGAGAUCCUGGUUCGAAUCCAGGCUCUGUCGUAGCCGGCCGCGACCGGGAGACCCAUGGGGCGGCGCGCACAAUUGGCCCAGCGUCGUCCAGGGUAGGGGAGGGAUUUGGCCGGCAGGGGAUGUAGCUCAGUUGGUAGAGCAUGGCGUUUGCAACGCUAGGGUUGUGGGUUCGAUAAAAUAAUAAUGUAUGCACUAACUGUAAGUCGCUCUGGAUAAGAGCGUCUGCUAAAUGACGUAAAUGUAAAUGUAAUGAUCAGUGGAAACAGGAUGCACCUGAGCUCAAUUUUGAGUCUCAUAGCAAAGGGUCUGAAUACUUAUGUAAAUAAGGUAUUUCUGUUUUUUAUUUUUAAUUCAUUUGCUCAAAUUUAUAAAAACCUGUUUUCGCUUUGUUAUUAUGGGGUAUUAUGUGUAGAUUGAGGGGAAAAAACAAUGUAAUACAUUGUAGAAUAAGGCUGUAAAAUAACAAAAUGUGGAAAAAGUCAACGGGUCUGAAUACUUUCCGAUUGCACUGUACAUCUCUGCCUCAAUUCAGAGAGCUUCUUUCCCCAACUUUGAAGCAUGCUCCAUACCACCUGAGCUCACUGAAAUCAAACGGAGUGAAGAAUAUUUUACUGUACCUUUUACUGUCUUCAACUUGUUACAAUUUCCCAUUCAUUUAAAAGCCUCCUUGUCACCACUUAUGUCUUGUGCUUUUUCCUCGCAUCAGUCAGAUGAAAGAAAUGAGGUAAUACAACUUUGAUAGUUUUACUUUUCAACAUGAGAAUGAGUGUCAUCUCAUCCCUGUAUUAACAGAUUUGACCGGAUUUUAUAGAUGUUUAUCAGAUUCGCAAUAGAUUUACUACAACUAAAACAUUACUACCAUCCAAACUUGUGAAUGAAUGGUCUUGUGGUGUGGCGUGAAGCACCCGUGGCAGCCUACAGAAUGUACUAUAUUAAAUUCAAUUUGGGCUAGAUUUAAAGUAAAACCAUGUAGGCUACAGAAUAGGGACAUGGUUUCAUUAAUCUUCACCAUGAGCUCCAAUUACAUGUUUUUUCCUUACUUCCAGCCUCUGUUUGAUGACAAUUAUGAGGUAAAUGUUGUGGUUUUGGGUUUUCCCCAUGUUGAUUAUGAGCUAAUGCUGAGGUAACACUGGAAUAGCCACGGCUAGUGCUUUGGGUUCUCCUGUGCUUGGUGGUCAUGCCUCACUCUUUGCUGUGACUCACCUGUGUCAGUCCUCUCAUUGUAUGGUGAUGUGUUGCAUCUCUGUGUGAUCUACAUGAGUAUCACUCGUUGUAGCCUGGCUUGAACAGGUGAUUAUACAAAAUGGCUGCCUGGGUGAGUUCGAUUAGACUGUGACACAAAUCCUUGCUGUGUGGUAGUCUGCCUGGCUUUUGUGAUUGUCUCUCUGUGAUGUCUGGUAUGAUGACCGCCUGGUGCCUGCAAACAUGUUCUCUGAGAUGCAGUAUGUGGAUUAGUAGCAGAGAUUGCAAAGCCAGCAUGCCUUUGAAGUUAUCGCUGCUGGUCUUUGUAUUGAACAGCACUGCUCCAAAUUCAACGUUUAACUGUUUUUCCUUCUGUGUUUCAGAAUGGUGAGUACAUUCAGUUCUCAACCUGUCCAAAGGGACCCUGAAGACAAAGAUCCUCAACACUUUUACCUUUCUCUUUAAUCUCUCCAUCCAUCCCAUCACUCUCUCUCUGACUUUCCAUUUCACUCUUACACUGGACAAUUGCACAAGCUUGCAGAUAAACAGAUAUUAUAUAUAGAUUAAUCCAAGCCAUUUACAGUUUAUAUAUUUGCAUCCGUCCCAAGUACAGUUAGAGAACUGUACGCUGUAAAACUACUAGUAGAACAACAUUAUGUCAAGUAAUAUGGAUGCACUGUGCCUAGAACGGGCAGCACUAUAUCUAUGUGCAUGUUUUGAAUGUACCACGGUAUACUAUGUUGUAUGUGGUAGCAAUUCACUCUGUUUGUAUUAGUAUAAUCAAUGUUCAUUGGAAGCACAGGGUACAAUGCUGUACCUUAUAGUAAGCACUUGAUAAGGCGCAUCUAAAGUGCCAUUUAUUCUAAUCAGAAAUCAAUGUGAAAUGAAUAACUGUUUGCCUAGAUGUUUAUUGUUCCAAUUAUGUAUCAUUCAUGCAGUCUAUAUUUUAGCUCCACCUCCUGAAAGGCUUGCCUGUUUUGCAUGUUAUUUUGUCAUUAAUACGUGUCACAUAUCAGU